AUGGACAAUAAAAAAAAGAAAAGCGGAAUCCAAAUAUUUUUCGAUUGUGCUCAACUUGUAAUUGCAUUAUUUAUUCCAUUGGCUAUAAUUGCUUAUACUGUCAUGCAAAAUAAUACUGAGAUAUCAAUUGCACAAGAAAAUCGCAAACAAGAUUUGAAAAUAGCUGAUGAACGUCAUGAACAAGAAAUUAUUUUAUCCACAGAUGAACAAGAAGAAGCAGCUUUGGUUCGUUAUUUUGAUUCAUUAGGUAAAUUAUUAGAAAAGGAUAUGAAACUAAUGAAUCGAACAAGUAUUGCUCGGUUUAAGACAUUAACAGCUUUGGCACAAUUGAAAUCAAAACGAAAAGGUUAUCUUAUUCGAGCAUUAAUCGAGAAUGAAUUAAUUACUAUGAAUUAUGGUGAAGAUCUAAUUAUCGAUUUAUCUUUGGCUGAUUUAACAGGUCUUGAUUUAAGCACGAAUAUGCUUGUAAAAAAUGAAAUAACGUGUGUUAGCUUCGAUCAAACAACAUUAAUAAAUGCAUCCUUUCGAGGCAUGACACUGAAUGGUAUAACAUUUGAGCAUGCUAUUUUGACCAAUAGUGAUUUCUCCUUGUCUUCUGCUGUUAAUAUGCGGUGGUGUAGUCAUAGCAAUAUAUUUGGUGUAGAGUCCUGCACGGGUGCACUUUUUAGUACCCGAAACCGAACCGGCAUUUUUUUUAUGCCCGGGCCCGAACCGACCCGGCUAGUUAACCACCCGGAACCGAACCGGACCGAAUGA
Adineta steineri is the source of this 756-nucleotide messenger RNA. The record is from the annotation of a GenBank genome assembly. NCBI's taxonomy places the organism in Eukaryota, Metazoa, Rotifera, Eurotatoria, Adinetida, Adinetidae.